AUGUCUCACCAACGCAAGAAAUCCCUCCUCAUCGGGAUAAACUACACAAACUCCAGCCACGCCCUGCGCGGCUGCCACUCCGACGUGGACAACAUGACCGACUUCCUCUCCUACCGUGGCUACGACAACUCGCACAAGAACCAGGUGAUCCUCACUGACCGCCCCGAGGUACCUCAUGACAGCCCCUUCUACCCCUCCGGCCACAACCUGCUGGCGGCCAUGGACUGGCUCGUGUCUGAGCCCGGCUGCACGCUAUUCCUGCACUACUCGGGCCACGGCGGGCAGAUUGCCGAUGUGGAUGGGAACCGCUCCACGGGCAUCGACGACACGAUUGUGCCUGUUGAUUUCGAGACGCGCGGCCAGAUUAGUAGUACGUUGCUGCACGAGCAUUUGGUCACGAGGAUGGCGCCGGGGUGUACUUUGUUUAUCAUCAUGGAUUGCUGUCACUCGGGCUCUGCGGUGGAACUGCCCUAUGUGUACCGCUCGGAUAGCGAUGGGCAGAUUAGUUUGCUGGACAAUCUGCGGGUUGGGGCGAGGUUGGUUGGGGAGGCGCAGAGGCUGAUUGAUGGGGGGUUUAGUUAUAGUAAGGUUGGGGAGGCGCAGCAGUUACUCGCGGGUGCGAGUAGUUUCUUCAAGGGAUUGAGGCAUAUGGGCGAGCAGGAGGAGGAGGGGCUGGAUGCGGGGGAGUUUGCGGGGCAGUAUGGCAGCGAGCAGAAGAUGGUGACGAUGUUUUCGGGGUGCAAGGAUGAUCAGACGAGUGCGGAUGCGAAUAUUGAGGGUGAGGCCACGGGCGCGAUGACGUGGGCUUUCUUGGAGACGAUGAAGAGUAAUCCGAAUCCGUCGUAUGCGCAGGUGAGUACACAAAGGCAUUCGGGGAAGUGA
Parastagonospora nodorum SN15 is the source of this 882-nucleotide messenger RNA. RefSeq lists its product as hypothetical. The record is from RefSeq and is a predicted model, not a curated record. Gene Ontology annotation, molecular function: cysteine-type endopeptidase activity. Gene Ontology annotation, biological process: proteolysis. Lineage: Eukaryota; Fungi; Ascomycota; Dothideomycetes; Pleosporales; Phaeosphaeriaceae. The transcript has a single exon. Bases 1 to 882 code for a protein of 293 amino acids.